Messenger RNA from Kluyveromyces lactis, 1755 nucleotides. RefSeq lists its product as uncharacterized. The coding region runs from base 1 to 1755 and encodes 584 amino acids. The record is from RefSeq and is a predicted model, not a curated record. NCBI's taxonomy places the organism in Eukaryota, Fungi, Ascomycota, Saccharomycetes, Saccharomycetales, Saccharomycetaceae. The transcript has a single exon.
AUGAAGUUCUUACUAGAGCCAAUUUCGCUAAAGGUGAAAAUCCUGCGAAGUUUAACUAACCCCAUUUUAUUAUUCCCUACACUAACGAUUCUGUUCCUCAUUUGGUUCAUGAAUGCUGUGAAUUCAUUUGCCGAAACGGUGGCUGAAAAUGGAUAUUCAACGACAAUCACUGUUACAAAGACACUACUCUCAACAGCAACAACAACAGCAACAACAACGUCACUUAUAAAUGCACCAACAUCAACGGCCAUUGAUAAUACUAGCAAUUUGAGUAAUCUCAAGGAAUAUUUAAAUUCUUGCAUCAAUUCAACCUUGGAGCUUAAUUCUCGAUUGGUAAAUGUGGAUAUCACGAAAAGGCUUACACCAUUGGCGAAGUCCAACAUUCAAAAUUGGCAAACUUCAUUCUAUAAUACAAAAGUUUUGCUGAAUAAUACUCGAACACAAUUCUUAAAACUCAAUGAUAGUGUUCUAACAGAUUUAGACGAACAAUCUGAUAGAUUGAAUGCAGCAGUUACCACUCUUACAGAUUUAGGGUUAAUUGUCGCAUCUUCUGCAGACGAAGAUAAUGCACUACAGAAUAUUUACCUUGAUUUCAGUAACGUAACCGAAGAAUUUUCCUGGUUUGAAGGUUUACUGAACUCCUCAUCCGCUGAUACGAUAUCGUUGUCCUCCCCUAAUGUUUCGUUCGAGACUUUUGACUUACAUACCACAGCAUAUUCUGACUCAGUGGCACUAUUGAUUUCAAAUAUAAGCUCAUCACUAGGUCAUGCUACAGCGGCAGAGAAGAAACUUAGUCUGAAAAAGAGACAAGUUUCAGAAGAGUCAUCAAAGUUUGUUAAAUUGACAAUUAUAUUCCUUUGCAUUUAUCCAAUGCAAGUAAUAGGCUGGGUAAUUCUUGAAUGGUUUUCGCACGCCAUAAGGCGAGACAUGAUCCUUGGCACCUUAGAUUGUCAACUUUUAGAAAUGGAGGAUAAAAAAACCACUUUGCAGCGAUAUGAUGAUUGGAAACCUAGGUUAUCGAAACUCUGUGAGUCUGUGCAGAAUCCCUUCACAGUUCAAAGUGCUACGGCAUUGCUUAAAAUUGGAGAUCAUAUGUGGCUGAGAAGAAAACAAAAUAGCGACUAUCCCACAGAUGUCCAAUGUAAUCGGACCACCGCUAAGAAAGUCGGUAAAUUGACCUGGUGGUUUUACAACUCCUGUGCUUAUCAGCUAUAUUUCCUGUUAUUAAUUUUGAUGACAUGGGUUGUAAUAUCUUCCACAAUUCCCGCUUCGUACUCGACAUCACUGUCAAAAAGGGCAGUUGAGCUAAGCUCUUCAGCAACAUAUAUCCCAACCAAUUCAAUUGGUAAAUUGUGCGAAUCUUUUGAUACCGAAAUAAAUACGAACAUUGAAGAAUUGGUAAGAAACUUCUAUAACACGUCAAUUAAUCAAUCAUUGGAGAAAUAUAAUGACAAAAUGACUGCACUUGUAACGAAACUUCCUUCUUCGAUAUCAGAAUAUGUACAAUGGGAUAAUUUCACUGGUACUGAAUUUAACACCAUUGUCCCUUUCAACUCCUCAGCUGUUGUAUCCACUUAUUUAGGUUUAUCGGAUCCUUAUGAUGCGUCCUCGACAGACGCUGAUGCAUCUCUCUUUAAAAGAGAGCAAACAGCGGAGUUUGAUUUGAAAUUCGCCUUGAAUAAGCUAUUUCGGAAUAGCAUUAUCAUAUGGGCCUGCAUCCACUUAUUUCAAUUAGUCAUUUGUAUCAUUUUCUAA